AUGUCUUCUGAAAUUACUGAAGAAAAGAUUACUAUUGAAGAAGUUAGUAGUACUAGCAAAGUGAAAAAUGAAAAGCCCGUCGAACUGAUAGAACAUAAGCAUGUUGAAAAUGUUGAAGAACUUUCAGAAGAAUUAGAGGAGUUGAUCAAAACUGAUCCUAGUAAAGGUUUAACAUCUGAAGAAGCUAAAGACCGAUUAGAAAGAUUUGGUCGUAAUGAAAUUGCUGAAGUUAAAACAAAUCCUUUCUUAAAGUUUUUGUCUUAUUUCACUGGCGCUAUUGCUUAUUUGAUUGAAUUAGCUGGCAUAUUUGCUGCUGUUGUCCAAGAUUGGCUUGACUUUGGUGUUAUUGUGGCUUUACUUAUUGUAAAUGCUUUCAUCGGUUUCAUUGAAGAAGCUCGUGCCGAAAAUGCUUUGGACGCUUUGAAGCAAACUCUUGCCUUAAAAGCUAAAGUUUGGCGUGAUGGUCAAUUCGUUGAAGUUGAUACUGCUGAAUUAGUUCCUGGUGAUGUCAUCGGUCUUCGUCUUGGUGAUAUUGUUCCUGCUGAUGCUCGUUUACUUGGUCUCUCGGUAACUGGUAAUGAAACUGAUGCUCAUCUUUCAAUUGAUCAAUCUGCUUUGACUGGUGAAUCUCUACCUGUGGAAAAAGGAAAGGGUGCUACCGUUUAUUCUUCUUCUAUAGUAAAACAAGGUCAAAUGUUGGCUGUUGUUACAAAAACUGGUGGUGAUACUUUUGUCGGUCGUGCCGCCAAUUUAAUUUCUAUCACUGUUGAACAAGGACAUUUUCAAAAAAUUGUUAAUGCUAUCGGAAACUUUUUAAUUUUAAUUACUGUUGUAUUGGUCGGAAUUAUCUUUAUUUAUCAAAUGGUUAUAUUCCGUGGAACUCCAAACGGUAACUUCCUUGUGGUUAUUGGUAAAUGUUUGGUCCUUACUAUCGCCGCCAUUCCUGUUGGUCUUCCUACUGUAUUAUCUGUCACUAUGGCUGUCGGUGCUAAACAACUUGCCGCUAAAAAAGUUAUCGUUAAACGUCUUACUGCUGUUGAAGAAAUGGCUUCCGUUUCUGUUCUUUGCUCUGAUAAGACUGGUACUUUAACUCUUAACGAACUUACCUUUGAUGAACCUUAUUUAUCAAGUGGUUAUACAAAAGAAGAUAUUUUACUUUAUUCUUACCUUUCUGCUGAACCUGGUGCUAAUGAUCCUAUUGAAUCUGCCGUUCGUACUGCUGCUGAAGAAGCACUUGAUAUUCUUAAAAAUCGUCAAAAUAAACAUGAAGUUCCUGGAUAUAAAGUUACCGCUUUUGUUCCUUUCAAUCCUACUACAAAGAUGACUAACGCUACUGUCGUUAAUCUUGAAGAUAAUUCUGUAUUUAAAGUGGCUAAAGGUGCUCCUCAAGUCAUAAUUAAAUUAGUUGGUGGUGAUGAUGAUGCUGUCCGUGCUGUUAAUGCUUUGGCUGCUCGUGGUCUUCGUGCUCUUGGUGUCGCUCGUACUACUGGUGAUAAUGAUAAUUAUGAAUUGGUCGGUAUGAUUUCUCUUCUCGAUCCUCCUCGUCCUGACUCUGCUGAAACUAUUCGACGUUGUAAUUCUUAUGGUGUCGAUGUUAAAAUGAUUACUGGUGAUCAAUUAAUUAUUGCAAAAGAAGUAGCUCUGAGACUUGGAAUGGAUCGUGUAAUUCUUGACGCUAAUCAUUUAGUUGAUCCUGAUAAGACUGAAGAAGAAGUUACUGCUCAUUGUAAACGUGCUGAUGGUUUUGCUCAAGUUAUUCCUGAACAUAAAUAUCGUGUCGUUGAGUUAUUACAAAAGAGCGGUCUUCUUGUUGGUAUGACUGGUGAUGGUGUUAAUGAUGCUCCUGCUUUAAAGAAAGCUAAUGUUGGUAUCGCUGUACAUGGAUGUACUGAUGCCGCCCGUUCAGCUUCUGAUAUUGUAUUAUUAGCUCCUGGUCUUUCUACUAUUGUCGACGGUAUCAUGACUUCACGUGCUAUUUUCCAACGUAUGAGGUCUUACUCCCUUUAUCGUAUCACUUCCACCGUACACUUUUUAAUGUUCUUCUUCUGUAUUAUCCUUGCUGAAAAUUGGGAAAUGAGAACCAUUCUUUUAAUCUUAAUUACCUUAUUAAACGAUGCUGCCACUCUUGUUAUUUCCGUCGAUAAUACAAAGAUUUCUGAAAGACCUGAUAAAUGGCGUCUUGGACAAUUGAUCACCUUAUCAAUAGUUUUAGGUAUCUUUUUGACUGCUGCAUCUUUCGCCCACUUUUACAUAGCACAUUAUGUAUUCGGUAUUCCAAAGGAUGCUAGUGAUCCAGAUAAAAGAAUGGAAACUAUUAUGUAUCUUCACAUUUCAUCAUGCCCACAUUUUGUAAUCUUUUCUACUCGUCUUUCUGGAUUUUUCUGGGAAAGCCUUCCUUCACCAACUUUCUUUAUUGCCGUUAUGGGAACUCAAAUUUUUGCCAUGUUUAUUUCUAUCUAUGGUGUUCUUACACCAGCAAUUGGCUGGGCUUGGGGAGUUGCUAUUAUUGGAGUAUCACUUACCUAUUUCUUAGUCUUGGAUCUUGUCAAAGUUAUAAUAUUUAGGUAUUGGUCAUUUGAAUUUACUGCUAAAGUAUGUCCAACACCUGCACGAAAACAAAAAUUAAGAGCUCGUAAAGAACAAAAAGUUUUUACCGAAAAAGUAUCUCACAAUGUUGCAAAAGUGAGAAAAAUUGUACUUAUGUCAAAG
Molecule: messenger RNA, 2709 nt
Organism: Dentiscutata heterogama
Lineage: Eukaryota; Fungi; Glomeromycota; Glomeromycetes; Diversisporales; Gigasporaceae
Source: the annotation of a GenBank genome assembly